AUGGAUGAGAAGAGAAAGAAAAAACUAGUGGAAGCUACUCAAUCCGAAAGCACUGACACCGUUAUUGAUCCUCCAUCUCCCAUCAAACGACAUGUGAAGUGGAAGCUAGCCCAUACUAAGAAAACUGGUGACAUGACAUCUGAGGCAGCAAAGGAAAUUGCUGACAAGAUUGAUGCGCUUGAGGAGCAGGCCUCACAGGGUUCCUUUGUUACCCAUGGACGUCAUGAUAUACUGACUGCUGCCAUUGGGCGACCAGAACACCCUGGUCGUGUGCGUGCUGUAGGAGCCGGUAUAACCAUCAAGCAAUACUUUGGAUCGGCUUCAAGGACCUCCUUCAUUGCUCCCGAAUAACUGCAACAGUUGACGCAACAAAUCAAGGACCAGCUGGAGGAUUCAAUCAUAGAAAAAGUCACUCGACGGCUAAUGUUAUCCCUCAGCCAAAUGCAAUCACAGGAACUCGCACUGCCUCCUGAACCUGGUGUUGGUCCUUCAACUGCUCGUGUUAGCACAAAGGAGAGUUGUGUUGAUCCCUCAGGGAACGAUCCAGACACGAGUGACUCAUACAAAUGCGGGUUGUAUAUUGAAAAAUAUCGUCCUCGCCUGGUUGCCCUAGGAAGAGUUUAUGAGGGAUCCACAAUCAUUCACAACAUUCCUUUGCUGCAUGAUCAAGUCAAGGUUGGUGUUGAGGAGAUUAGAGAUGUAGAUGCUCCUAUUCAUGUACCCACUAAAGAGGUUAAGGUCAUGGGACAGACUCUUAACACAUUCCUUGCUUGGCCGACACAUCUUGUCAAGCGUUUAUCAGAACAGAUAUUUUAGUGUCAUUAAAUGCUUAAUUUUCCAAUUAAAAUGUUUA
Messenger RNA from Glycine soja, 853 nucleotides. RefSeq lists its product as uncharacterized. NCBI's taxonomy places the organism in Eukaryota, Viridiplantae, Streptophyta, Magnoliopsida, Fabales, Fabaceae. The transcript is spliced from 2 exons. The record is from RefSeq and is a predicted model, not a curated record. The coding region runs from base 1 to 351 and encodes 116 amino acids.